CUGCAAGGCUACACGACAUGUGGCCGCUUCCUUAAAGCUGAAGGGUGGGACAGGCAGCAGCCAGGAAGUAGCGUCCAGCGGUGCUAGUUGUCUUCUGUCGCUGAGCAGUUGGACUGAUAUUUAUCAUUCAACAUGCCGGCGUAUCAUUCAAGCCUGAUGAUUCCCGAAACCAGACUGGUGGGGAAUAUGGCUUUGCUCCCCCUCAAAACUCAGUUUAAAGGACCAGCCAGAGGAGAUGGCGUUGAUUCUGACAUCAUUGACGAGGCUAUCUACUACUUCAAGGCCAAUGUCUUCUUUAAAAACUAUGAAAUCAAGAACGAGGCCGACAGGACGCUGAUCUAUGUCACACUCUACAUUUCUGAAUGCCUAAAGAGGCUACAGAAGUGCAGCUCCAGGGGCCAGGGAGAGAAGGAGAUGUACACUCUGGGCAUCACUAACUUCCCCAUUCCAGGAGAACCUGGCUUCCCUCUUAAUGCUAUGUAUGCUAAACCCGCAAACAAGCAGGAGGAAGAGACCAUGAGGGCGUACCUCCAGCAGAUCCGCCAGGAGACUGGCCUGAGGCUAUGUGACCGUGUGUUCGACCCCCAAACAGACAAACCCAGCAAGUGGUGGGUGUGCUUCGUCAAGAAGCAGUUCAUGAACAAAAGUCUGUCAGCUCCUGGACAGUGAACGACUUGAAACCUGCAGUUUCUGUUCCACACUUGCAAGACGGAUGGAUGGAUUUAUUUUGGGUGGGGUUGGGUGGAAAAGGAGAGGGUUUGCUUUUGUGUUAAGAUUUUCUACUCUUUGAGUUUAAGGAUAUGUCUUCAUUUGUCUGGAUGUUGAUCAAAUUGAGCUGGUGCUUAAUUCAAUAAAGCAAUCACAGAGAUUGGAAAGUAA
Messenger RNA from Acanthochromis polyacanthus (spiny chromis), 879 nucleotides. It is a transcript of the gene arpc3, whose product is annotated as actin related protein 2/3 complex, subunit 3. Gene Ontology annotation, biological process: regulation of actin filament polymerization; Arp2/3 complex-mediated actin nucleation. The record is from RefSeq and is a predicted model, not a curated record. NCBI's taxonomy places the organism in Eukaryota, Metazoa, Chordata, Actinopteri, Pomacentridae. The transcript is spliced from 7 exons. Gene Ontology annotation, cellular component: Arp2/3 protein complex; cytoskeleton. Gene Ontology annotation, molecular function: actin filament binding. Bases 133 to 669 code for a protein of 178 amino acids.